Messenger RNA from Thelazia callipaeda (thelaziosis nematode), 1632 nucleotides. Lineage: Eukaryota; Metazoa; Nematoda; Chromadorea; Rhabditida; Thelaziidae. The record is from the annotation of a GenBank genome assembly.
AUGAACAAUUCAAAGAAUAUAAUGCUUCACUCAGUGAAAAUCGAAAGUGUGGAUGAUAGUUCACAAAAGAAUGCAACUUAUUUGCGUAAUUCACGGUCGAAAUCUUGGCGUUUGAUUGUCCGUAAUUUGCCUUUUAAGUUAACGGAAGAAAAGUUGAAGUCGGUAUUUGAAGCUAUUGGACCUUGUACAGAAUUUGUUUUACCAAAAUGUAAAGAUAAGCGCUUUCCAAAUUCGUGUGCAGGUUUCGCCUUUGUUCAGUUUCAAAAACGUGCUGAUGCUGUGAAAGCGAUUGAGGUACUCAAUAUGACGGAGAUAUUCGGUAGGAAAGUUGCGUUGGAUUGGGCGUUGUCAAAGGAUUCUUAUGAAACAGCCGUAUACGAAGAAAGGAGCAACAGUCAACAAGUAAAGAAAAGGGUAAAAAUAAAAAUUGAGUCUAGUGAUAGCACGGAUGAGAGCAAACAACAGGACGAUAUAAAGGUAAUAAAAGAUAAGGAUAAAAUUUUUUCCGAUGAAGGUGAAAGAAGAAUUGAAUGUGAUGAAGUCAAGCACAGCUUCAAAGAGGAUGAAGCAGUCCUUGAGGGGCGAGUUUUAUUUAUCAGAAACUUGUCAUAUGAUACAACUGAUGAGAUGUUGAAGGAAGCUUUUUCAAAAUUUGGAACUGUUUUAUUGGCAGUUAUUUGUCGAUACAUGGGUAACGAGCAUUCAAAAGGGACAGCUUUUAUACAUUUUCAAACUGCUGAACAAGCGAAUGAGUGCCUAAAAACUAUCAGUCAGGAUCCUGGCAUUUUUAUUGAUGGUCGUCGAGUUUUCGGUCAUUGUGCAUUGCCUCGAAGCGAAGCAGCUAAAAUCGAAAGGGAUAAAUUCGCCAGAAAGCCGAGGGACAAGAGAAAUCUUCAUCUUUUGCGUGCUGGUUUUAUACGACCUGGUACAGCCUCUGCAGCUGACAUGAGUAAAUCAGACACUGAUAAACGUGCUCGUUUGAUAAUAAGUGCUCGGAAAAAGUUAAAAAAUCUACAUAUGUUUGUGUCUCCAACACGUUUGGUUGUUCACAAUCUACCCAAAUCAAUGACUGACAAAGCUUUUAAAUCAAUGUGUUUCAUCGCAUCGAGUAAUCCAGAUGCAAAAAUAACAGAAUCACGAAUUUGGCGAGACAAAAGUAGGCUCAAUGCAUCUGGAGAGCCUAUAUCGCGAGGUUUUGGUUUUGUCAAUUUUUCAGAGCACAAGGAUGCUCUGAUGGCAUUAAACAACUUAAAUAAUAAUCCAGAGAUAUUCACCAAAGACAAGAGACCAAUUGUGGAAUUUUCUAUAGAAAAUUUGGCGGCUAUUCGGCUUCGAGAGGCAAGGCUGAAAAAAACUCAGCUGAAAGAAUUUAGUGACCAUAACUCAGUUCAUGAUAAAAAUAAACUGGACCUAGAACAGACAAAGCGAUAUCUUUCAGCAGGUGGAAGGAAACCUUUGCCUUCUCGUUUGGGACCUAAAAUACGUAGAAAAGACACAAAUUCAAAGAUAAUUGAGACAAAAGAAAAAGCGGGUGCAAAACGAAGGCAAACAGUUAAUAUUGAGACUGCACCAAAAAGAAAGAAGAUUAGUCGCUCUAAACAACUUACGAAGUAUUUAACGUUAUCGAGUUGA